Annulohypoxylon maeteangense is the source of this 1814-nucleotide messenger RNA. Its product is annotated as Fe-S cluster assembly protein dre2. NCBI's taxonomy places the organism in Eukaryota, Fungi, Ascomycota, Sordariomycetes, Xylariales, Hypoxylaceae. The coding region runs from base 455 to 1495 and encodes 346 amino acids. The record is from RefSeq and is a predicted model, not a curated record. The transcript is spliced from 2 exons. Gene Ontology annotation, cellular component: cytoplasm. Gene Ontology annotation, molecular function: iron-sulfur cluster binding. Gene Ontology annotation, biological process: iron-sulfur cluster assembly.
AUCGGAUCUGAUAACAAUUGCGCGGAGAAACGUUCGUCAUAAUCAAUAAAUUUUCUAGUCUGUGAACAAGCGCUACUAAUAGGCGGGCGGUAGGUACCACCUGGCACCUGGCAGUGAAAGCCCUUUACUAAUGCUGUGUUACCAAUACAUACAUCUCCGCUCCAUUUCUUAGAACAUCAUAAAUCUAAUUUGUAAUCCUAACCUACAUUCAUUCACCAUUAUCCUCUUUCACCGCCCAUAUACAACCGUCGGAACGGCGAAAUUUGUGUUAUAAUAUUGCAAGUUCUGUUUAAGAACUCUCCGUCCUCGUUGCCCCUCGUUUUUUUCAAUUAGUGUUACCCCACAGAAAAAGAUAUCUCGUCAACUUCGCCGCCUUUCGAAUUCAUCAACGUGAUAAUCUUUUUUACCACAAUUCUCGACUUUGGAGGCGCAACGAGCGCACGACACCUCCACUAUGUCGCCCUCAUUCGUCACUAUUGACAAUACGUCAGAUUUCGAUGUAUUCCCGUCAAGCGUAACACAGAACGGCUCCUCCGAUGCCCGAACACUUCUUCUGGCCCCGCCUUCCAUCGCUAGCCACGAGGAGAAAUUACGAGGUGUCCUAGCUGCCCAUGAUCGAUCUGUUACCGACCUGCAGAUGCUUGACCGCCUCUCAGCCGGCCUUGUUACUCUACCCGAUGCUACCUACGAUCUCAUCCUAGUCUUGACCGAUGCCGACGGCACACGAUCCGAAUCCAUCCUCCUCCUCAACCGUGACGUUUUUGCCAAGAUCGUACCGACACUUAAAGUGGGUGGCAAGAUCCAAGCGCAGGAUGGAUCUCUAGCGCAGAACAGCCAAGCCCCUGAUGCGCGAGAGGCAUUACUCUCUGGAUUAAUGCCUGGGACUGACGGCUUCACAAAGCCUGAUGAUGGAGCUGCUACUGCCGUUCCCCUUAAGCUUGGAUUUGGUAAGAACAAGAAGAGAAGUGCUGCUGGUCCUGCUACGAAGCAAGUCACCAUUCACCAAACCAACGGCAAGGAUACAAGCCUCAAAAUGGUGCCCCCCGCUGUCCAACCGGUACCUGCUGGUGUCGGUUUCGUGGAUUUCAGCAGCGACUUUGGCAUUCCCGAGGACGAGGAUGACGAUGAGUUGAUCGACGAAGAUACCUUGUUGACAGAGGAAGACUUGAACAGGCCAUUGGCAAUUCCUGCGGAAUGUGUACCCAAGGUUGGAAAGCGACGACGUGCUUGCAAGGACUGCACCUGUGGUCUUGCCCAGAGAAUCGAGGCCGAGGACAAAGCCAAGAGAGAGCAAGCAGACGCGAAGCUCGAAGCCCUCAAGCUCACCUCCAACGACCUGAACGAACUCGACUUCACCGUUAAGGGCAAGGUUGGAUCUUGCGGUAACUGUUCCCUAGGAGACGCCUUCCGCUGCGACGGAUGUCCGUACAUCGGAUUACCAGCCUUCAAGCCCGGGGAGGAGGUACGACUGCUCAAUAACGUUGUGCAGCUAUAAACAUGGGCACGGGGCAUCGGGCGUUUUAUUUUUCUUCGGUUCGGUCAACUUGGUCUUUGGGAACAUAUACCCGCCAAGCCACGUGGGGGGACACGGACUUGACAAAGCCAACCCCGUCGGAGCAUUCUGCAAGUUGGGGCGGCGGCGGCGGUGGGAAUUUGGCUCGCGUUACACGCAUGAGGAAACCGGCGUUUUACUAGGUAUCAAAAGCACUGGUGCGGAUUACACGAGAUGGUUCGGUAGAGCAAUCAUGGGAUAAUGCGGGUUCAUAGGGCUAGGGCUGUGAAUGAUAGGUCAUAUUAAAAUUGAUUUCUGACUA